UUAGUGAGCGGUGCUAUUUCUGGAUAAAUCCAUUAAUCCCACACAUGUGUCACUAUAAAAUCCAACCCAUUCGUUAUCACACGUUAUCCAUACUAUUUAGAGGAUUAGUUUUGUUAGUUCGAUAAGGUCUCUUAUUGGCACUGUGUUCCAAGUUUCAAGAAAGGUUUUAUCAGGUUUUAUGGCAAGCAAUGGAGCUACUAGCUACAGCUAUGUGAUCGCAACGUAACCGUCAAGAGCACAGAGCGUUUCUUGAAGUGAAAAUUUAGUUUGUCAGUGAAAUGGUAUAAAAUUGGCUAUUACCAUUACGAGCGAAUAACGUUACGCGCCAAUAAUGCAUAAAUUAAAUCUUAACGCAUGUCAGAAUUAUGCGUACAAUCGAUCAGAAGAUACGUGUAUUUGGGGCAGAGAACGUAUCCUUCUCGGUCGAGUGACCGAUGGAUAUUUGAUAGACGAAAAACCUUACUAUUAGUUAAGAAUCGAUCGACGUGUAUAUUUGAAUUAGUCUGAAACAGUCUGAAAGGAAUAUGUAAGAACAAAGUGUCUUAUUCCACGACUCUCGAAUUUUCGUGCGAAAUAUCACGGAUACACGAAUGGAAUCAUACGACGAUACAAUGAGUUUUACAUUAAUUUCAUUCAUCAAAAUCGAUCAGAAACGAGAAGAAAGGAACUAUAAGAUAUUUAAAUAAACCUUAACAAGACUGUCAUUCAAUGAAUAAGUCGAGUAUUUGCAAAUUCGAGAUAUAUUACUCGCAUACCUGUUAUCAGGCAUGGCAGUUGUUUGGAAGAGUAUAAAAGUUAAAUAUAUAUUUGCUUGCAUUUUAAUUAAUUUUAUCAUCGCGUGUUUGAUAAAUAUUGCUCUUAUAAGUAUAGAUGAAUGCGAAUGUGAAAUAGUUACGCAGUCAAAUCAGUACAAUAAUAAGAAUAAACAGGAGGAUAACGAUGAUAAAAGUUAUAAAAAAUUGUCCCAUCGGUUAGCUAUACUUGUGCCAUUUAGAGAUCGUUUUGAAGAGCUACUAAUAUUUGCUCCCCAUAUGAAGAAAUUCUUAGAUAAACAAAAUAUAGAUUAUCAUAUAUUCAUACUCAACCAGGUUGAUAGGUUUAGAUUCAAUAGAGCCUCUCUUAUAAACGUAGGCUUCCUUGAAGUUAACAAAGAAUUUGAUUACAUAGCUAUGCACGAUGUAGAUUUAUUGCCUAUAAACGAUGAAUUAUUAUACUCUUUUCCUGCCAAGGGGCCCUACCAUGUAUCUUCUCCAGAAUUACAUCCUAGAUACCACUACCCGACAUUUGUUGGGGGCAUAUUACUUAUUAAAAGAGAACAUUUUAUACAAGUAAAUGGAAUGUCUAAUAAAUAUUGGGGUUGGGGUCUUGAAGACGAUGAAUUCUAUGUUAGAUUGAAAGAAGCAAGUUUGACCGUUACGAGACCACAAAAUGUAUCUACUGGAACCCAUAAUACAUUCAAACAUACGCAUGACAGGAGUCAUAGAAAACGAGAUAUGAUCAAAUGUUACAAUCAACGAGAAAUUACUCGAAAACGAGAUCGUCAGACCGGCUUAAAUAAUGUUUCUUAUAAAAUAGUAGGUACCAUUGCAAUGACUAUUGGGGACACACCAUUAACCGUCCUUAAUAUUUCUCUAAUGUGCGAUAAGUCGGGUACACCUUGGUGUGAAUGUGAUAAGGUAGUGGGAUCUAAAGAUGGAAAAUCAAAGGAGAAAAAAAAAGUCAAUAAUAACAAGUCUGCCACUGCAUUGUAACUAUAUCGAUCAAAACUGUAUUAAGUAAAUACAUAUGUAUAUAAUUAAAUAAUUAUAUAGAAUUACUACACUAUCAAUCAAUUCUUUUAUAAUCUUUUAAACACAUUAUACCGUAAUGUUACUGAUAAUAAUUAAUUAACAAUUUAAAAAAGAAACAGACAUCUGGUGAAAACUAUUUUGAUUUAAAUUUGUAGCAGACUUGUUUUCCUUAGUAAAAGAUAAAUCUUAUUAAUGCAGAAGAAACAUCAGAUCUAUUGUGAUAGAUAAUUAUGUAUUAAAACAUAUGCGAAUAACGAUUUAAUGCUGUAAUUCGCUGAUUAAAAUGGUCUUUUAUAUUACACAUAAUAAUGUUUAUACAUAUAUUUACAUCGGAAGUGAGAGCGUGAAAUGGUAUUAUACAAUAAAUAUAAUUGUAAGUGCACAAUGGAUAUUGUACAAUGAUACAGAAGGAAACCUGUCUAAGCAUUUACGAUUUUAAUAUUACAUUUCCUAGUUUGAAUGUGGUAAA
Molecule: messenger RNA, 2259 nt
Organism: Hylaeus anthracinus
Lineage: Eukaryota; Metazoa; Arthropoda; Insecta; Hymenoptera; Colletidae
Gene: beta4GalT7
Product: beta-1,4-galactosyltransferase 7
Exons: 5
Coding region: 768-1751 (327 amino acids)
Biological process (GO): carbohydrate metabolic process; proteoglycan biosynthetic process
Molecular function (GO): xylosylprotein 4-beta-galactosyltransferase activity
Source: RefSeq, a predicted model, not a curated record